This is a messenger RNA of Engraulis encrasicolus (European anchovy), 1321 nucleotides long. RefSeq names its product zinc finger protein 300-like. Lineage: Eukaryota; Metazoa; Chordata; Actinopteri; Clupeiformes; Engraulidae. Gene Ontology annotation, biological process: regulation of transcription by RNA polymerase II. Gene Ontology annotation, molecular function: DNA-binding transcription factor activity; RNA polymerase II cis-regulatory region sequence-specific DNA binding. The record is from RefSeq and is a predicted model, not a curated record. Bases 1 to 951 code for a protein of 316 amino acids. The transcript has 2 exons.
AUGGACCCAAUAGCUCAUAAUAACACAGACCAACACCAGUGUGCCACAUGUGGAAAAGGAUUUAAACAGAAAAGUAUCCUCAUUAUCCAUGAGAGAAUCCAUACUGGAGAAAAGCCUUACCAAUGUACUGCAUGUGGAAAAGGCUUUAAACAGAACGGUAUCCUCAUUAUUCAUGAAAGAUUCCAUACUGGAGAAAAGUCUUACCAGUGUACCACAUGUGGGAAAGGAUUUGCAGGAAAGAGCGAUCUCAUCAGGCACCAGCGAAUCCAUACUGGGGAAAAGACUCACCAGUGCAAUAGAUGUGGAAAAUGCUUUAAAGAGAAAAGUACCCUAAUCAAGCAUCAGAUAAAUCAUACUGGGGAAUGGCCUUACCAGUGUUCUACAUGUGGAAAAGACUUUGUUUAUAAAAGUGCCCUCAUCACCCAUCAGAGAUUCCAUACCGGAGAAAAGCCUUACGAGUGUGCUACAUGUGGAAAAGCCUUUCUACGGAAGUGUAAUCUCAUCAGGCACCAGAUAAUCCAUACUGGGGAAAAGCCUUACGAGUGUGCUACAUGUGGGAAAGGAUUUGCAAGAAAUAGUGAUCUCAUCGGACACCAGAGAAUCCAUACUGGGGAAAAGCCUCACCAAUGUGGUACAUGUGGAAAAAGCUUUAGAGAGAAAAGUCACCUCAUCACGCAUCAGAAAACUCAUACUGGGGAAAGGCCUUACCAGUGUGCUACAUGUGGAAAAGACUUUGCAUAUAAAGGUGUCCUCAUCACCCAUCAGAGAUCCCAUACUGGAGAAAAGCCUCACAAGUGUGGUACAUGUGGAAAAAGCUAUAGACAUAAAGGUGCCCUCAUCAGGCACCAGCGAAUCCACACUGGAGAAAGGCCUUACCAGUGUACCACAUGUGGGAAAGACUUUGCAGUCAAAAGUGUCCUCAAAAGGCAUCAGAAAAUUCACAUUGCCUAAUCCAAUUCUUGAAAAAAAAAUGGAUGGAAUUAUAUUCUUCAAAGAAUGAACUGUUUAGAGCUGUUAGGGGUCUGUGAAAUUACCCACAAUUUUUUUUUUGCCAUUUUAGAUGUUUUUACAGUAUCUGAGGAAAAUGUGCCUUUUUGGUGUGACAUCACAUUUCUGUAAAAUACAAUUAAUAAUAUUCUGCACAAACAUCUCCCCAUGCACUGUCUACUAUUGUUCUUUAACCCCCAAUACACACUACUACCCACCCCCCCACACACACACCUAUGCAUCAUACAGGCAGACAACUGCAUGUUUUCACUGAAUUACUUGUAAUAAUUGUGUGAAAGUGACAAAUAAAUUGCCUGGUAUCCAUACAUCCUUG